Strongylus vulgaris is the source of this 729-nucleotide messenger RNA. Lineage: Eukaryota; Metazoa; Nematoda; Chromadorea; Rhabditida; Strongylidae. The record is from the annotation of a GenBank genome assembly.
AUGUUCUCUUUUCUUGGAAGCGAAUUUACCGACUUUUCGUUCCAGGAUAUGCCUGUACAGGCCAGCAUUUACAUUGUAAAUGUGGCUCUCAACUCCUUUAUUAUUCUGCUUGACAUUCUCGUCAUCUGGGCAGCUAUAAGAAGUCGUGAAAUCUGGCGCAUUUUUGUACUUCAUAUCAUAAUUACAGCAAUGGUGGUGGAUAUCGCUGCCUAUUUUAACGUUAUCCUUCAUGAUGUGCCAAGUUACGCACUCAACAGAGAUGUAUCUACACCAUUUUUAACAAAGUACUGUGGUUACGAUUACAUUCUUGAAAGCAACUAUUGGUAUUUUAAUUAUGAGAAACCUUAUACCCACUUAUAUGCUAAGAUAAAUAUUGUUUGCCAGGCAGUUUGUGUUGUGGUCGUUGUGAUAAGCGAUUCGCUUAUUGUUUGGAAGAUCUUUAGCUUACAUACCUCUUACAACAAAACGCGUGUUGUGACAAUUUCCGUAUCUGACAAGGCGCCAGAAAGAAGUAAAAAGGAGUACAGCUAUAACCGCAAACGAGAAUCUCGGCUUGCGUUGAACUUUGUAUUAUCAAAUGUUUGUUUUCUGAUCAUGACCGUAUGCUUCAACAUUGUUUUGGGGGAGUAUAGCUAUAACCGCAAACGAGAAUCUCGGCUUGCGUUGAACUUUGUAUUAUCAAACGUUUGUUUUCUGAUCAUGACCGUAUGCUUCAACAUUGUUUUGGGG